Podarcis lilfordi (Lilford's wall lizard) is the source of this 7465-nucleotide messenger RNA. The record is from the annotation of a GenBank genome assembly. NCBI's taxonomy places the organism in Eukaryota, Metazoa, Chordata, Lepidosauria, Squamata, Lacertidae.
GUGCUUUUUGGCCCUGAGAUCCCCAACUCAUGACAGAGGAUUCAAUGGGGGAUAUGAUCUCCUCUCCAGCCUCUUGGUUAUGAGUGAGCUGUAAUCUAGUCUCUUCCGGUUGCGGACGGAUUUUAACUUUAAGCAGAGGGCACCACCAUUUCAACAGCCUUCAGGGAGCAGAGCAACAGGAUGGCAAAACAGAAUCUAACAUGCUGGAAUUUCUUCAAGUGCUUUGACAGAAAUAAAAGGUAUGUUCAGGAUCAAACCAACUCUGCUGGUCCCGGGGGCUAACCGAGAGGUCCAAGUCCAGUCUGAGGUCGAUGGUGCGGUAUGGAGGCUGUCCAUCAAAGCUGUAGUUGGGUCCAAGGCAGGGAGUCGGGUAGGGUCAGGAACUCUGGCAGAAGAGCCGGACAGGGUGCAGGCAGGAACAGACUAGCAACAACGUUGCUCCUGCAACCUGGGACUGGGGCUGACUGGCUUUUAUCAGCCCCCAGGCAUAGGGCGGCCCCGGUCCACAGGUGACUCGCCUCUCCUGGCCUGGAGGUGAGCACUCUUCCUGCGGGAACUCGGUUCCCUCCGCCUCUCUGCCCUGAGCCUCUGCAGCUCAGGAGAGGCUGGAGGGUUACCGGACCCAGAGGCAACCUCAGCUUCCUCUGACGGGGCUGAGAGUGGAGCACCUGCAGGCAAUGGGUCCUCCAUCACCUCAGGAGCCAGAGCAGACUCAGCUGAUGCCUGCACCUGAGGACCCAGCACAGGUGAGGGCCCUUCAGGCUCAGACCCCAGCCCUAGCUCAGCUGGUUCUGGAGGCGGGGACUCCUGUGCAGGCUGGGAUUCCUCAGGUUCAGCCUCUUGAGUCCGAAUCCCAGGCCAUCACACUAAAGGUGAAAAAUUGGCAUCACAGGUGGAGGGAUGUCUGCAUGCAAAUUACAUUUAAAGGGUGUGGCUUUCCCCAAAGAAUCUUGGAAAUGGCAGUUUACCUUUCACAGAGCUACAGUUCUCAGCACCCUUAACAAACGAAAAGUCCUAGGAUUCGGAGGGGGGAGUCAUGUGUUUUAAAUAUACUUUAAAUAUAUGAUACCUAGGUAAGAUGUGUUGUCAUCCAUCCAUUACUGGGUUUCAUUAAAGAAUCAUUUGACCAACUCAUGGAUGUGCUAGGAAAUCACGGAAGCCUUCUUAUAAAUCAUGGGAGGUUUGGGCUGUUGGAAAGAAAGCUGCUGUUUCUGUCUUCGACAGGGCAACAGAGUGCUUUAAUCCACCAUAAUUGUGCAAACCUAAAUUUACUGGUAUAUGCCUGAAUUGCUCCUUCAUAUUUCCGACAGUCUGGAGGUGCUCACAGACUACCAAUUUGUUCUCAGCCAGUUUGUGUGAGGCAGGGAAUAUUUUCCCCUCAGCCAUACAACUGGGGAAAACACUCUGUGGCUUUAUUUUUAAAACACAAUGCGUUUGCAUCAAAUGCAAUACUCCCCAUUUUCAAUUGUUCUGAAAUCACAUAGAAAGUGUGUGGGGGGGUGGGUGUUUUAAAAGCCAGGAAAAUUAAGGAGAAAAUGACCAGGGAGGAAGGCAUUUUGGGUACCUCCAGAUGACCUGAUUAUUGAGCAGUCAUUUUGAUUUUUUUGCCUGCAGGUUAGAUUGUCCUACUAUUUUCCUUUCCACUUAAUUUUUUUUUUGGGGGGGGGGAGUGGUUUUGUUUUGCAAGACUUCCUGUUCUACUAUAGUUGCACGAUCUGAAUUUGUUGUACAUGAUAGAGCCCCACCCCAAAACAAUGAGAAUCUCGAAGCAGUCUCUUAUUUUUUAUUCAUUUAUUUAUUUGAGAUAUGAGCUUCUUUCUUAUUUUUAAUAAAAAAAAUUAUUAACAAUUUCAACGUAACAAAUUAACAAAACAAAUCAUCUUCAUUAUUUCCCCCCCUUCCCCCCCCUUCCCAACAAACCCUCCCUCCUUCCCUCCCCCCAAGACUUCCCUCAGCUUCGCUCUCUGAUUUCUCAACUCAUGCUGUUCUCUGCAUACUAUAAAAUUGUAUACAUCCUUAUAUUAUCUAUCUACUAUAUUAACCCUCAAUAAAUUUGUGUAUGUUUAUUCAAAACCUGCCAAGGAGUCCAGUUCAUUUUGUUAUCUUUUUAAAUAAUUUGUAAAAAGUUCCCAUUCUUUUUUGAAGUCACAGUUGUCCCUAUCUCGCAAUUUGUAUGUCAGUUUCGCCAGUUCUGCAUAGUUCAUCAAUUUCUCUUGCCACUGUUCUUUUGUUGAGGUUUCCUCAUUCUUCCAUCCUUGUGCUAUCAAGACUCUUGCCGCUGUUGUAGCAUACACAAAUAAAUUCUUUAUUUUCCUUGGCAGGUCUUGUCCUACAAUCCCUAACAAAAAUGCUUCUGGGUUUUUUGCAAAUGUCAUUUUAAACAUUUUCUUCAAUUCAUUACAUAUCAUUUCCCAAUUUUUUUAAAUUUCUCUGCAUUCCCACCACAUGUUAAAAGGUCCCUUCCUUUUCUUGACAUUUCCAACAUAUGUUUGACCCAGUUUUAUACAUUUUUGCUAUCUGUACUGGUGUUAUAUACCAUCUAUACAUCAUUUUCAUGUAGUUUUCUUUCAAAAGAGAACAAUCUGUAAAUUUUAAAUCUAUUUUCCACAGUUUUUCCCAAACUUCAAAUUGUAUGUUAUGUCCUUUAUCUUGUGCCCAUUUGAUCAUGACCGAUCUCACCUCCUCAUCUUUUGUUUCCCAUUCUAGCAGAAUACUUCAGCAACUUCACUUUCCAUUCUAUGACUUCCUUUUAAAAUCUAGAAGUGGUGUAACUAAAUACUUUCCUGGAAUCUCAAAGCAGUCUCUGAUGGCAUGGAAGAGCAGGGCAACUUCAAAGGUGUCAGGGGGUGCAAAAAACCAGGAUUUGGGCUGCAGGUUGCCCACCUGUGCUUUAGAAGGCAGGAAUCAUAGAAUCAAUCACAGAAUUGUACAGCUGGAAGGGACACCAAGGGUCAUCUAGUCCAACCCCCUGCAAUGCAGGAAUCUCAGCUAAAGCAUCCAUGACAUGUGGCCAGCCAACCUCUGCUUAAAAAGUCCACAACCUCCCAAGGGAGACCAUACCACUGUUGCUAUUGCUGCUGGUGGGUAGGGAUUUAUGUUAAUUAAUAUCCAUACAUAUACAGAGCUAAACACAGAGACCAAGAAUCAUGAUCCACCCCCACUCAUCCUUUCUUUUUCUUCCCUCAUUGGCAAUAGAACCUCUCAAGAAGAGUUUGUUGUUGUUGUUGUUUAGUCGUUUAGUCAUGUCCGACUCUUCAUGACCAGGCACUCCUGUCUUCCACUGCCUCCCGCAGUUUGAUCAAACUCAUGCUGGUAGCUUCGAGAACACUGUCCAACCAUCUCGUCCUCUGUCGUCCCCUUCUCCUUGUGCUCUCCAUCUUUCCCAACAUCAGGGUCUUUUCCGGGAGUCUUCUCUUCUCAUGAGGUGGCCAAAGUAUUGGAGCCUCAGCUUCAGGAUCUGUCCUUCCAGUGAGCACUCAGGGCUGAUUUCCUUCAGAAUGGAUAGGUUUGAUCUUCUUGCAGUCCAUGGGACUCUCAAGAGUCUCCUCCAGCACCAUAAUUCAGAAGCAUCAAUUCUUCGGUGAUCAGCCUUCUUAAUGGUCCAGCUCUCACUUCCAUACAUCACUACUGGGAAAACCAUGGCUUUAACUAUACAGACCUUUGUUGACAAGAAGAGUAGCUUAACUCAAAUGACUUUGUAUGCCUCCCAACUUUGAUCCCUUUUUUGCAUUUCCAGGAGAGACAUCCUUGAGCUGGCAAUUUCUGAUGAGGAACCUCAGAACAUGGAGAGACUGAAGAUGGAUAAUCUCUCCCAUUUCUUAUCAGACAAGCAGAGCAUCGUUGGCCACUGCAACACCUUCACCAUUGUAGCAAUGGUGCACAUCACCAAGGACGAUGGAGAUCUUCUGCAGGAUGUUAAGCAGGGGCAGAGAGAGGAGCAGAUCGUGAUGGAGAACCUUUCUGAUGUCCCAUGCAAAGGGGAAAAAGAUGGAGAGCACCUUGAGAGAUCUGAUGACAGGAGACAGAAGGACGCCGGCACACAGCAGACCCACAGAAAUGGCCUAAUGGGGGAAAUGAUAGCUUCUAGGAUACUGAAAGGUCAGCGGGGAGUAGGAGAAUUGAAAUAUAUGGCUUGUCACAAUGUACUGUAUUUUUCGCUCUAUAGGACGCACCAGACGAUAGGAUGCACCUAGUUAGGGGGGGAGGAAACAAGAAGAAAAAAAUUAUGAAUCCCAGAAGCCAGAACAGCAAGAGGGAUCUGGCUUCUGGGAUAGCCACUGGGAUAGCUGGUCUAGCUUUGCGCGAAGCCUCCGUAGGGCAUGGGGAGCCUUCAUCCCCGUGCCCUGCGGAGGUUUCGUGGGGCUAUGCAAAAGCCAGCAUAGCUAGAGGGAGCGCUCCCUCUAGCUGUUCUAGCUUUGUGCGAAGGCUCCGCACGGGGAGCCUUCAUCCCUGUGCCCUGCGGAGGCUUCUGGGACAGCCUGCGAAGCCUCCGGAGGGCAGCGGGAUGAAGGCACCCUGCUGCCCUGGGUAGGCCUCCUGCAGAGGCUUUGCGCAGCUAACCCCAAAGCCUUUGGAGCGCAGUGCGAGUUCCCGCUGCGCUCCAAAGGCUUCAGGGAUAGCCGCCUGAAGCCUUUGGAGCAUAGCGGGACCUCGCGCUGCGCUCCAAAGGCUUCGGGUUCCUUUCGCUGAAGCCAGGAGUCCCGACCCCUCAUCCCACACCGACCCCUCUCGCUCUCCAGGCUUCAGCGAAAGCAACGCGUAGCCUCCGGAGCACAGAGGGAGUGCUCCCUCUGCGCUUUAGAGGCUUCGCGUUGCUUUCGCUGAAGCCAAGGAGCCUGCACUCACUCCAUAGGACGCAGAAACAUUUCCCCUUAAUUUUUGGAGCGGAAAAAAUGCGUCCUAUAGAGCGAAAAAUACGGUAUGUGCCAUCCAGCCAGUUGAUCUGUCUGCCUAGGCAGGAUUUGGCUUCUGGUUGCAUCACUUCAGUACUUCAGUAGAAAGAUGAGCAGAGAUAUCUUAGGGGCGGGGAGAGGCACAGCAAUCACCAGUGGCAGCUCAUGGUGGACCCCCAAGUCACCUCUGGCCUAGGAGAUGCUUUCCUUACAAACGAGAGAGCAUGGAAAAUAAAUUUGCCUGUAUCACCAUCCUUACCACCCAUUUGAGAGAAGGUAGGUUGUUCUGUAGGGACAAGGGUGGCGCUGUGGGUUAAACCACAGAGCCUAGGACUUGCCGAUCAGAAGGUCGGCAGUUUGAAUCCUUGCGACGGACUGAGCGCCCGUUGCUCGGUCCCUGCUCCUACCAACCUAGCAGUUCAAAAGCACGUCAAAGAGGCAAGUAAAUAAAUAGGUACCGCUCUGGUGGGAAGGUAAAUGGUGUUUCCGUGCGCUGCUCUGGUUCGCCAGAAGCGGCUUAGUCAUGCUGGCCACAUGACCCGGAAGCUGUACACCGGCUCCCUCGGCCAAUAAAGCGAAAUGAGCACCGCAACCCCAGAGUCGGCCACGACUGGACGUAGUGGUCAGGGGUCCCUUUACGUUUACCUAGGUUGUUCUGUGUAACUGCACUCCUCAACAGCCUGCUUUUAUGAGGUAAACAUUUUCAUCCCAAGGCCUGCAUUCAUUUGUGGACAACCUUUUGAAGUUGUGGGCAUAUGGUAGAGCAAUGAAUGCCAGUUUUGCCUUUGUACAGUAGGCUGGAUUACACAGCCUCCCAAACCUCUCUCUAGCCCCCAUCCAGACAAGGGGUAGGUAGUAAUAGUGAUGAUGAUGAUGAUGAUAAUGGCACAGGAUGCCUAUUGGAUAGUAUUCAUGCCAUGACUAAUAAUGAGCAUCUCAAUUAGGAGAAUCUAGUGCUUUUCUAAAACCUUUUUUUUAUACCUAUUUUGUUGUUUAGUCGUUUAGUCGUGUCCGACUCUUCGUGACCCCAUGGACCAGAGCACACCAGGCACUCCUGUCUUCCACUGCCUCCUGCAGUUUAGUCAAACUCAUGUUUGUAGCUUCGAGAACACUGUCCAACCAUCUCAUCCUCUGUCGUCCCCUUCUCCUUGUGCCCUCAAUCUUUCCCAACAUCAGGGUCUUUUCCAGGGAGUCUUCUCUUCUCAUGAGGUGGCCAAAGUAUUGGAGCCUCAGCUUCAGGAUCUGUCCUUCCAGUGAGCACUCAGGGCUGAUUUCCUUCAGAAUGGAUAGGUUUGAUCUUCUUGCAGUCCAUGGGACUCUCAAGAGUCUUCUCCAGCACCAUAAUUCAAAAGCAUCAAUUCUUCGGCGAUCAGCCUUCUUGAUGGUCCAGCUCUCACUUCCAUACAUCACUAUUGGGAAAACCAUAGCUUUAACUGUACAGACCUUUGUUGGCAAGGUGAUGUCUCUGCUUUUUAAGAUGCUGUUAGCUAUUAUGUUCCCACAAAUUAUCCUUUCUUCAGAGAAUAGAUUGCUGUGUCCUUGUUUCUUUCAGAUCAAGAAGAUAGGAAGAGUGGCACACCAGCCUUUUGUUUUCAUUUUCUCAACCACCAUCCCAGGAAGGUGCCCAACAUAAAUCUGAUUGAGUCAUCCCAGAAAGAUGCAUCAACAGUCGCCCAUUAAAAGUGCCUUGAUCAUCGACAGACUUGUCAGCAUAUGGAUGUCCUUGUUUCAGAAAUGCUGGCCAGGCGGUCUCCCUUCACGGGGCCAGGUUAACUCAUAAUUAUCCUCCCGAUUGCAGAAGAUGCGUAGAUUCUGCAGGCAGCCUUCAAAUGAAUGCUGAACUGAGAGAUGGGGGAGAGCAGGAAUAUGGAAAGGGUGCCGUGGCUAUGUUUGAAAAAAUCAUGGAAAUAUGGCAAAUGGGCAUUCCUCCUCUCUUUUAGUGGUGUGAUUCCCCCACACAUGCCAGUGUUGCUGCAUCUCUUGGCCUGGAAACGCGGUUACUAAAUGGAAGCUGGGUGUAAUCUUGGGAUCUAUAGUUUAUCCCCCACAAAGCAGAAAUUCCUGCUCCCUUAACAAGCUAGUUACUGGGGUUGAGGGUCAAGUGGAUCAGGCGGCGACCCAAAGGAAAGCUGUUUGUUUAUUCUUCGGCACACUGCUGUGCUAUCAUUUUCCUCUUCGUUAUUACUGGCAAAAAGUUCAAGUCCACCUCACCCCAGAAACAUUGGCAGAGUUCUCGUUUUAAGCACUUUAAUCUGGGCUGGAACAAAUAUAUAUAUAUAUUAAUAUAUUAAAUGUGAAGGUUCUGUGUGUCAUGGCAGCAGCAGGUCUCCCUGACUUCCUGCUUGCAAAGGAAUGCUUCAACUGGAUGACAUUGCUUGAAGUGGGGGCUGAGUUGCUGGUGACUCUCCAGAUUUUGCAGAGUCUUCACCUGAAAUUGAUGAAAGCCUUUCUGUUCCUACAGGCAUUUCAAGUAAGUUUUAUCAGGCCAAUUUUUCGUUUUUAUUACACACCAUAUUAUUUGACGGAUGCGUUGUUUUGUAAACAACUUUGAGACCGUUUAUGGUGAAAAGUGG